Molecule: messenger RNA, 1214 nt
Organism: Salarias fasciatus (jewelled blenny)
Lineage: Eukaryota; Metazoa; Chordata; Actinopteri; Blenniiformes; Blenniidae
Exons: 3
Coding region: 14-826 (270 amino acids)
Source: RefSeq, a predicted model, not a curated record
ACAAAUUAGUAACAUGGUGCAAUCGUGCUGUGUAACUACGUGCUGCAGUCGUUCCCACGAUCGCCACGGUAAAAAAAACGAAGGGGUGAGAUUUUUCUCAUUUCCAACAUGGAAGCAAAAGCAGGGACCUCUGAUACGCGAGCUAACAAAGAGACGCCGAAUAGCCUGGGUAGCAGCCGUGAAACGACCAAACAUCACUUUCUACGCCAUCACCCGACACAUGAUGGUGUGUUCACGGCAUUUUCUGACUGGGAGACCUGCAUAUGAAAUGAAUGAAACUCAUCCAGACUGGGCUCCCUCGUUGCAUCUCGGACACACGGACGUGAAAACAGCAAAUUAUGACAGAUAUUAUCGGAGGAUGAUACGGAACGGUGCAACACCAGCCACCAUUCAAGCUGUUGAGCCUGAGGAUGGAGCAGCUCGGAACACAUCGCAGAUGCCUGCUGUCGAUGGGGAUCCACAGCAGAACUGCAUUGUAGAGAUUCAGCAGUGUGCCUCCAACAACGUGUUUGUAUUGAAAGGGAUGUUUUCUCUGAGGAGCAACUGUGGAAACCAGAAAGGGAACUCCAGUCUGGACCAGGAGGAACCAGACUCCUCUCAGAUUAAAGAGGAAUACGAGGAACCAGAACUCGGACAGAUUAAAGAGGAACACGAGGAACCAGACUCCUCUCAGAUUAAAGAGGAAUACGAGGAACCAGAACUCCGACAGAUUAAAGAGGAACACGAGGAACCGGAACUCCGACAGAUUAAAGAGGAACCAGAGGAACUAGAGCUUCCAGAGAUCAAAGUAGAACACGAGGGACUUGGUUGGAUACCUACAAAUUAAAGAGGAACAUGAGGAACCAGAACUCUGACGGAUUACAGAGGAAGUGGAGGAACUAGAACUUCCGCAGAUUAAAGAAUAGGAAAAGGAGGAACUCCAACCACAGAUUAAAGUUGAAGAUGUGGAAUUUGAAGUUUUGCAGGGUAAAGAGGAGGACGGGGAACCGCGAGAGGAGGAAAUCUACACCUGUGAGGACACAAAACAGGAGGAUGGGACAUUUCUUGAAAUUGUGACUAAUGAGAAAAGUGGCCAGAGUUACUCAAAACCAGAUGACCAGGAGUUUCACCUUGGUAACACUGUGUCAGCUGUGAUUCAGAGAUAAAUUGUUGAACGUCUCAUAUAAUCAGCAUCAACAUUCAUUGUUAAUUCAGGUGAGAAGCCAAAAUCUGGC